Molecule: messenger RNA, 657 nt
Organism: Lodderomyces margitis
Lineage: Eukaryota; Fungi; Ascomycota; Pichiomycetes; Serinales; Debaryomycetaceae
Product: 5-formyltetrahydrofolate cyclo-ligase
Exons: 1
Coding region: 1-657 (218 amino acids)
Biological process (GO): tetrahydrofolate interconversion; folic acid-containing compound biosynthetic process
Cellular component (GO): mitochondrion
Molecular function (GO): 5-formyltetrahydrofolate cyclo-ligase activity
Source: RefSeq, a predicted model, not a curated record
AUGACUGUACAACCAUCACUAACGGUCAAAGCGGUGAAGAAGCAACUCCGCAACCAGAUCAAAUCUAGUCUUAAAUCUGUGACCCAAGAAUCACUAAAUUCACAGUCGCAAUGCAUUUUAACAAGACUUGCAAAUAAUGCUACGUUUCAAAACGCCAAGUCAAUUGCUGUAUUUAUGAAUAUGCCCGAUCUGGAAGUAAAGACCCUUCCGAUUAUAGAGCAGUGUUUCAAAUUGAACAAGCUGGUGUACUUGCCAAGAUGUAAUACAGUGCCCCUUAAACACCGGAAACCAAACUAUUUAUCUAUGCUCAAGGUUGAAACAUACAACGAUAUCUUGCAAUUACAGCCACAGGGCAAAUACCAGCUUCUCGAACCAACUUCAGGAGAAGAUGCAUUAGAGUCGGGGGAUUUGGAUCUCAUAUUACUACCCGGAGUAGCUUUUUCAGCUACACUCCAGCGCUUAGGACACGGAGCUGGCUUUUAUGACGAGUUCUUGGACACAUACAAACAAAAAUGGUCAAAGUUGCCGGCCUUAAUAGGACUUUCGCUACAGGAGCAAAUUGUGCCCGAGGAUAGCCUACCGGUAGAGGACCAUGACUAUGGACUUGAUCAAAUAGUAACUAGUUCACUGACAUACCCAUCAUUGCAUCAAAUAUAA